Molecule: messenger RNA, 1705 nt
Organism: Sesamum indicum (sesame)
Lineage: Eukaryota; Viridiplantae; Streptophyta; Magnoliopsida; Lamiales; Pedaliaceae
Product: bifunctional riboflavin kinase/FMN phosphatase
Biological process (GO): riboflavin biosynthetic process; FMN biosynthetic process
Molecular function (GO): riboflavin kinase activity
Source: RefSeq, a predicted model, not a curated record
GUCUACAAGUUGUGCUUUAUUUUUCACGCUUUCUUGUAAUUAUGUGAAGUGUAUGUGAGUGUGUACAAUCCAAGAACCCACUCAUUGGGUAAAAAUCAAUAAUUCAUUGUUUUGGGUACUCAUCAGAAUCCACUUUUUCUUUCACUCUCUAAUCUUGUUUGGUUGUUUAAUUAGUUUUUUGCACUCAUGACUUGUUUGCAGUGUUGAUUCAGUACUAAAACCAAUUACUGGACAAAGUUGGUGGCAGUGCUUUCCUUACGACUUGUAGUUACAAGAGAUAUACCACCUGCGACUGAUGGAAUCAUAAACUUUGCUUUACAUUCGGAACAUGUCAAUGGCAAAACCUUUCAGGAAGCUUGUGUCAUGUGUCAUACUUGAUCUGGAUGGAACGCUUCUUAACACAGAUGGCAUUGUGAGCGAUGUUCUGAGUGUUUUCCUGGUUAAGUAUGGAAAGCAAUGGAAUGGAAAAGCCACUCAGAAAAUUGUAGGAAGGACACCCUAUGAAGCUGCCGCUGUCAUUGUUGAAGAUUAUGGACUUCCCAUAUCUACAGAUGAACUUCUAUCAGAAAUUACACCAAUAUUCUCUGAGAAAUGGUGCAACAUCAAAGCUCAACCGGGUGCCAGCAGGUUAAUCAACCAUUUAAGGUUUCAUGGUGUCCCAAUGGCCUUGGCUUCAAAUUCCUCAAAGGAAAAUAUUGAGACAAAAAUAUCUUAUCAUCAGGGGUGGAAAGAAUCGUUCUCUUAUAUUAUAGGUGGUGAUCAAGUAACCAGCCCAAAGCCAUCUCCUGAGAUAUAUCUUGAAGCUGCUAAGGGGCUUAAGGUAGAUCCUUCCAGCUGUCUUGUUAUUGAAGAUUCACUGCCAGGUGUUACUGCUGGUAAGGCAGCUGGUAUGGAAGUGGUUGCCGUCCCAUCCCUUCCUAAACAAACCCACCUUUUCACCUCUGCAGACGAGGUGAUUAACUCCCUACUAGAUUUGCAGCCAGAAAAGUGGGGCCUACCUGCAUUCAAAGACUGGAUAGAAGGUACAUUACCAAUAGAACCUUGGUACAUUGGUGGUCCUGUCAUCAAAGGUUUUGGCCGUGGCUCAAAGGUGCUCGGAAUCCCCACAGCUAAUUUAUCCACGGAGGAUUACUCUGCAAUCCUCUCAGAACAUCCUUCAGGAGUUUAUUUCGGGUGGGCUGGAUUAGCAACUCGUGGUGUUUAUAAAAUGGUAAUGAGCAUCGGUUGGAAUCCUUACUUCAACAACACCGAGAAGACAAUUGAGCCAUGGUUGCUUCACGAUUUUAACGAGGACUUCUAUGGCGAGGAUCUGCGUCUUGCUAUUGUUGGCUAUAUACGGCCGGAGGCCAACUUUCCAUCCCUUGAAAGCCUGGUAGCAAAGAUCCAUGAGGACGGGCAAAUUGCAGAAAAAGCCCUUGAACUUCCCCAGUAUUCCAAGUACAGGGACGAUCCAUACUUGAAAAGUUCUCCGCAGCAGCAGAGUUCCUAGUUAUUUACCCGUUAAUUUUUGUAAGUCGCAUUUUGCGGCUCCAUUAAUUCCGAAUGUCGUCGGAUAUUACGACGUGAAACAUUCUAUUUGGAUGUAAGACAUGCACCAAGAUGCAUUUUUUAUCAUAUUUUUCCAUGUAAGCAAAAUCUUGUAAUGGAAUAUAGGUAAAUUCUAACUCAUAUCGGGUUUGGUCAAAUAAUUGGCAAGUUUAAUACA